Molecule: messenger RNA, 1491 nt
Organism: Peromyscus eremicus (cactus mouse)
Lineage: Eukaryota; Metazoa; Chordata; Mammalia; Rodentia; Cricetidae
Gene: Mapkapk3
Product: MAPK activated protein kinase 3
Exons: 11
Coding region: 304-1458 (384 amino acids)
Biological process (GO): toll-like receptor signaling pathway; peptidyl-serine phosphorylation; protein autophosphorylation
Cellular component (GO): nucleus; cytoplasm
Molecular function (GO): calcium/calmodulin-dependent protein kinase activity; calmodulin binding; calcium-dependent protein serine/threonine kinase activity
Source: RefSeq, a predicted model, not a curated record
UGGGCCGCGGGCGGCGAGACUCGGGCCCAGGGCGCCCCUCGGCUACGGGCUCCCGGGAUCACGAUCCCUUGCCCCUCUUGCCUGCUGCAUGGCUUCCGUCUAGUGCAUUGCCACCAAGUGCGCCUUCGCCAGGUACGUUUUCCCGGGGUCCCUGUGUGGCCAGCUCUCAGGAUCUGGCGGCUACACAGCGCUGGACUCCUUCUCCACUCGACACGUGCCCCGACAGAGGGAUCACCUCCCCCCUGCUGCACGUGCCUCCGGACGCGUCAGGCUGGGGCUACCUCCGAGCGCCCCGUGGGGGCCAUGGAUGGCGAGACAGCAGGGGAGAAGGGGAGUCUUGCGCCCCCGCCAGGUGCUCUCGGUGGGCCCACCUUGGGCGGUGCUCAGGCCCUAGGUGUGCGACGGGAGCCCAAGAAGUACGCGGUGACUGAUGACUACCAGUUAUCCAAGCGGGUGCUGGGCCUGGGUGUGAACGGCAAAGUGCUGGAGUGCUACCAUCGGCGCACGGGGCAGAAGUGUGCCUUGAAGCUCCUGUAUGACAGCCCCAAGGCCCGGCAGGAAGUGGAUCACCACUGGCAGGCCUCAGGCGGCCCCCACAUCGUGAGCAUCCUGGACGUGUAUGAGAACAUGCAUCAUGGCAAGCGCUGCCUCCUCAUCGUCAUGGAAUGCAUGGAAGGUGGUGAGUUGUUCAGCAGGAUCCAGGAGCGUGGUGACCAGGCUUUCACUGAGAGAGAGGCUGCAGAGAUAAUGCGGGACAUUGGCACUGCCAUCCAGUUCUUGCACAGCCAGAACAUUGCCCACCGAGAUGUCAAGCCUGAAAACCUGCUCUAUACAUCCAAGGAGAGAGAUGCUGUGCUUAAGCUCACCGAUUUUGGCUUUGCCAAGGAAACCACCCAAAAUGCCCUGCAGACACCCUGUUACACCCCCUAUUAUGUGGCUCCCGAGGUCCUGGGUCCAGAGAAGUAUGACAAGUCGUGCGAUAUGUGGUCCCUGGGUGUCAUCAUGUACAUCCUUUUGUGUGGGUUCCCACCCUUCUACUCCAACACCGGCCAGGCCAUCUCUCCAGGAAUGAAGAGAAGGAUUCGAUUGGGCCAGUAUGGCUUUCCUAAACCUGAGUGGUCAGAGGUCUCUGAGGAUGCCAAGCAGCUAAUCCGCCUGCUCCUGAAGACAGACCCCACAGAGAGGCUGACCAUCAUGCAGUUUAUGAACCAUCCUUGGAUCAAUCAAUCAAUGGUGGUCCCACAGACCCCACUCCACACAGCCCGAGUGCUACAGGAAGACAAAGACCACUGGGAUGAAGUCAAGGAGGAGAUGACCAGUGCCCUGGCCACCAUGCGGGUGGACUACGACCAGGUCAAGAUCAAGGACCUGAAGACCUCUAACAACCGGCUCCUCAACAAGCGGAGGAAAAAGCAAGCAGGCAGCCCCUCAGCCUCACAAGGGUGCAACAACCAGUAGCUCACGGGGGAGCCAGAAUGACAGACUGCCAUG